UCCGUGGAGACCCUUCUCUCGGAGUACCAGCCAGCGGUUCCCUUACAACCGGCACCAUGAGUACCUCGACGACCCAGGUGAACGUGACAACGACGACCAUCACGCGGGCCACGUCCAAGGCCGAGCUGGUAGACGAGAACCCGGACCUGGCCGCAGAAUGCGUCCAGCAGUUGUGCACUGACGGGAAGCCCGUCGAUCCGCAGCCGCUGCCGCAUCCUCUGCUCGCUAACUACGAGACCAUGCUCACAAAGUUGUCUCCGGAGACAGCUCGCAAGCAGGAGCUCCUUCCGGGCCCACCGACGGAGCGCGUGUUCGACCGCGACGAGUCCGGUUCGGUGACGGUGGACGUGCGUAAGAUGCUGGACGAGGAGAACGUGGACAACGACAAGCUCUACCAGCACAAGCUUGAGGGGACCGAGGUGCGCAAGCUCGAGGAGAAGCAGGCCAUGAAGGAGGCCUUCCAGGAGGCCAACACAUUCGACAACGUGAUCCAUCAGAAGACCCUGGCCAAGGGACAGGUCACCAAGAAGCGCACGCUGGUGGAGACGGCGUCCGCCAAGCGAAUCACCACGCGGCGCGAGAACGAGGCGGCAAAGCUGGACCAAGUCGGCUGCACCAUCAAGCGCAACAUCGAGGAAGCCGGUAACGCUGAGGAGAACGUCGAGAAGUCCGAGAAGCAGCUGGAGAACAUCGAGAAGGUCACCUGCAACAGUCAGAGGCCGCCCUGCGGCCACAAGCAGCAGCUAGAUGUUACUGGAAGCUUGCAGAAAGCGCACUCGUUCGCUUCAUCACUAACGCCUCCUUCUGAAUCCAUGGCGUCUGCGUCGGGUCGCGCUGUGGGCUCCGAUGACUCUGUGCUCGAAACUAGACUCAGCAAAGAGGACGGUGGCCGUACAUUCGAUUUCAAUGGGACUCGCAUGAACAAUAGCAAGCAGUCGUCGAGCAGCAAUACCGAUGAUGGCAGCGACAGCGAUAGUAGUAGCACCAACAACAGCACCAGUAGCAUCGACGAGAGCUCUAGCGGUGAUACUGCAAACAGUGUUGACGAUGACGUGUCGGUCACAUCCCGAGUCUGA
Messenger RNA from Rhipicephalus microplus (southern cattle tick), 1076 nucleotides. RefSeq lists its product as uncharacterized. The record is from RefSeq and is a predicted model, not a curated record. NCBI's taxonomy places the organism in Eukaryota, Metazoa, Arthropoda, Arachnida, Ixodida, Ixodidae.